This is a messenger RNA of Tarenaya hassleriana, 1386 nucleotides long. RefSeq names its product formin-like protein 20. Gene Ontology annotation, biological process: mRNA 3'-end processing. The coding region runs from base 44 to 1195 and encodes 383 amino acids. The record is from RefSeq and is a predicted model, not a curated record. The transcript has 7 exons. NCBI's taxonomy places the organism in Eukaryota, Viridiplantae, Streptophyta, Magnoliopsida, Brassicales, Cleomaceae.
GAGCGCAAAACUCGUUCAGUUGUCCCGGAACUGUGAGACGGCAAUGGCGGCAAAACAGGUCGGCGGCGAUGGCAGUUUACCGGCGAAUCUAGCCGGGAUGACAAAGAGUCAGCUCUACGACAUCAUGUCUCAGAUGAAGGCACUGAUUGAUCAGAACCAGCAACAAGCAAGGGAGAUCCUGAUUCAGAACCCUGUUUUGACGAAGGCUCUUUUCCAGGCACAAAUCAUGCUCGGAAUGGUUCAGCCGCCUCAAGUGAUUCCAAAAAUUGAGCCACAGGCAUCACAACAACCUCAACAGUCUCAUCAAGCUGUUCCACCAAAGUCAAACAUACAAACCCCUAUAUCUUCUGUACAAGGUGGCUUACAAGAGCCGAUAGUUACAACACAGCCUCAAGCCCCUCUGAGAAAGCACCCGAUGCCACAGCCAAUGCCUAUGCCUCCGUCUUCUGUUCCCGCUACCAACAAACCUUCUCAGCGCCAGCAGCAUUUUAACCCCGCAGUCACUUUGCCGCCUCCUCAGUCUUCUCAAGUUCAAAGUGCACCUCCAGCUUCUAUUCAUUCUACAUCACAGCCACCACCGUUUCACCAUCUCGAUAUCCCUGCUUCCUCAACUCAAUUGCAACAACCAAUGCAUUCAGGUGGAGUUCCUCAUUUGCCUCCGCAACAGCCACUGCCUCCACAGCCUAGACCAUCUUCGAUGCCAUCGUAUCAUCAUCAGUUCGGACCAGCCCAGACAGGGCCCAAUGUAGGUUUUCAGCACCAUGGUGCACCUCCGCAGCAUCUUUCACAGCCCAUAUUUCAUUCAGGCGCCCGACCUGCUGGGAGCCGACCUCAAUUCCCACAUGGACAGCCACAUCUACCUAGUCAGCCACCAUACCAUGGUGGUGGUCCUCCUUUCGGCGGAGAAUAUAAUGACAAAGCCGGAGGUCCCAUUGCAGCUGAAAGAGGGUCGUCUUGGAUGCCCGGUCAGUCAGAGGGUUCAAUCAUGAAUCAACUUCCGGGUGCAGUAUCAGUUCCUCCACCGGGCCUAAUUGGCCAGGGGGGUGUUCCACCUGCUCAGCCUGCACCGUUGACGGCGGAGAUGGAGAAGGCGUUGCUGCAACAGGUGAUGAGCCUUACACAAGAGCAGAUCAAUCUGCUGCCUCCCGAGCAAAGGAACCAAGUCUUCCAGCUUCAGCAGCUUCUUCGCCAUUGAAUAAAACACCAAACCAAAGGCCUGUAGUAGUGUCCUUUAUUUUCUCUCUGUUAUUUUUCUGCUUGAUCAUGUUCUCUUUGACUUUUAGCUGUGUUGUGUUCUGUCUUGUCGGGAAAAUCUCUUUUGAGAAACUUGUAGAUUUCUUUUUUUUUUUUUUAAAUGUUGAAGGCUUUUACUUUUGAUCACAUUUA